AUGCCUGACACAGCCGUUACAUCGUCACCUACAACAGCUGCACAUUCGUCACCCGUCUAUGGAGGAUUAGAAGGUCCCGAAUCGGUGUAUUUAAAGUUGAUAUCUAGUGACAAUCAUGAAUUUGUUGUUCGACGCGAUUUUGCUAUAAAUGCAUCACCAACAAUUAAAAAUAUGUUAUCCGGUCCUGGACAAUAUUCAGAAUCACAAAUGAAUGAAAUAUAUCUAAAAGAUAUACCAUCACAUGUACUUAUUCAUGUUUGUCGCUAUUUUGCUUAUAAAUCAAAAUAUACAAAUUCAUCUAUUGAUAUACCAGAAUUUCCUAUCGAAAUACCAGUUGUUUUAGAAUUAUUAGUAGCAUCAGACUUUCUAGAUUGUUAG
Molecule: messenger RNA, 378 nt
Organism: Didymodactylos carnosus
Lineage: Eukaryota; Metazoa; Rotifera; Eurotatoria; Philodinida; Philodinidae
Source: the annotation of a GenBank genome assembly